AGUAUCAGUUGACACUGGCAUUUAAUUGUUGACGGUGAUGACUAAAGGAAAAAUUUUCAUCGAGUCAUAAAAAUAGACGUCUUUUAAUUAUCAUUAGGUUUUUUAAUUGUGAAGGUGAACAAAAACAACUAGUGUAAUUGUAAACUUUCAAUGUGAUAGUUUCUGAUGCAUCGUAUUUUGGUAAUAGUGAAAAAAUAAUAUUCUAAACAAUGGAAGAAAUAAUGGAAAUAGAUUCUUAUUCAUGCGAAACAUUGAAUAAAAAUUCUAAAUAUCAGAAAGAAAAUGUUUAUAAUAAAUUAUUACCCUACGCUGAGGAACUGGAAGGAGAGUCCGCAAAAUUAUUUGAGGAUAUUAAGAGCAAUCUUGUGAAAUCUCUACUGGCUAGAGAAAUGAGACCUGGCUGUGCCUUAUGGACAUCUAGGUUGAUGAAGUAUAUAAAAAUUUAUGGAUUAAAAUUCUCAAAAGAAAAUCACAUUACUUUAAUCAAGUUAUUCUAUGAAUUAGUUAUCAUUCCAGACCUAGAACCUACUAGAAUUAAUAAAUGGGCAAAUACUUUGAUCCAAUUAUUGAAAAAGAAAUACUUGCUUACUAGAGACGAUUUGCAAUUAGAUUGGAGACCUUUAUAUGACUUGUGUAUAAAGAUAACUGAAAAGAGUAAAACUGGAAUAGGAAUGUAUAGAUAUGCUUCUAAUUUUGAGAUGACAAUUUUUCAUCUUAUAAGAUUAUGUAAGGUAUAUUUUCCGGCUUCAGCCACUCAGGAUAUUUUGGAUGAAUUCAGACCAAGAUUAUGUGUGUUUAAUCAAAGUGAAAUGACUACCACAAUUAGAUAUUUAGAGUUAUUUCUGCCAAAUAGUAUGAAGUUGGAAGAAGCAGAUAUUAGUUACAAAUUGUGGUUUGAAGAGUUAAUGAAUAUCUGGGAUACAUGUCAGGAUGAUAGCUCAUGGGAAAAUAGUAUGAUGUGGAUAAUGACAGGACUCGCAAGAUUUCAAGUAGGUCGUGUGGACUGGCAACCUUACAUCCCAAAUAUGUUUGUUAGGUUUCAAAGAACCUUUCAAUUACCUGUAGCUUUCAAACAAAGACAUAUGGGUAGAUCACAUAAAAUUGACAUUUCUGCAAUUGCUAUGUGGAUAGUGUGUGUUUUAAAUGGGGACAAGAAUGUAGCUUUUUUUCAUUUUGAAAAGUUCAUGCAAAGCUUAGAAUCUUAUUUUUACCCUGCCAAUACCGGAAGGUGGACUUCAAAAUUGAGAGAAUUAUUAAGAAUGUUGUCGUUUUAUUUUAUACAAAGGGUUCAUUGUGAGAGAUAUAAAACAAAUUCUUGGGAAUUCCAAGUACCUGAUCAUUUUAAACUUACUGAAGAAGAUGUAGAUAGAUUUGUAAAUAUAAUGAAACCAUGUAUAGAACAGGCCCUGUAUAAUAGAGCGGGACUACAUGAUACCAGUAUAACACUUCAAUAUCUUUCAUGUCUAAGACCAAAUAUUAUCAUUCCAAUGACUUUGGAAAAAUUGUACUCUUCAAUGAAUAGUUUAACAGAACCUCAUAAGUUAACUUCUUCUAUGAUAGCAGUGAUUGCAUGCGGAAGGUACAUGGUACAAGGUAGUCGUAACAACUAUCCAGAAGGUCCAACGCACAUAAUUCCACUAUUAAUGGAACUUCUUCCUGGAAUAGAUCCAAAUGAUAUUAGAAAAUCUUAUGUAACAUUCAAUUUCAUCGUUCAUUUCGUCAAUAUGAUUCCAUUAAUUGAUUCAUCUGGAGCAAGCACUUACCAUGAUUUGACAGAAGAGGAACACAUUGUUUGUGAAGCUUCGGCCAAUUUUGAAGAUUUCGUUUUACAGUUUUUUGAUAAAUUGUGUGUUUGGAUGGAAUCAAAUAGUUUAGAUUUCAUAAGGUUGGAACAGAUGACGAAUAAUGAAAAUAUUAAGAAUAGAGUCGAAACUAUUUCAGAAAGUGCAUUGGGAUCUGUGAUUGCAGUUGUUUUGAAUCAGUGCUCUCCUACUAUUUUUAAGAGUGCCUUAAAGAAAAUUUACAAUUUUGUUACAAGCAAAGUAAUGGAAGUUCAUGUUUCUGGUAAGAUGUUAGCUAUUGGAUGCCACUGCUUUGCGAAAAUAAACCCAAAAGAAACUUUAAAACAAUUUUUGCCGUAUUUAUGUGAAAGAAUAGAAGAGCUCUUGAACGAAAAUCCAAAUAUCCUUAAAGAAGAACAUAUUGAUGAUGAACUACUAUAUAAUUUGUUAAUGUUGUCUGAAUUAGUUGACGGACGAUCAGAAAUAUUGAACUACAUGGAACCAUUAACGAGAAUAUUGGAUAAAACUCUGCAUAUGACAUGUCAAAGUGCAAGCCAGUUAUCGGCUAGAAUGCUAGAACUUAUGAUGUCAUCCUUAACUAAUAUUCAACCGACUGAAGCUAGAAGCUGUUCGAUAGAUUAUUCAACGCCAGUUAAAGACUUUUUAGCCAUUAGAGAAUGGGGUAAGGCGCAAGAAAUUAAGGACCUAAAAAUAUCCUGGUACGUUCCAGGUAUGAAAGAAGUUGAAGCAGCCCAAAAUUUAUUGGCCAGAUAUUUAAUGCCGGAAUUGGAGAAGCUAGAAAAAUAUUCUAACGGAGAAGAAAAUUUUACGAGACACGAAUUGAAAAGGUCCCUAAAAAUUAUCAUUUCCAUUUUAUCGUGUCAACCCCUCUUACCCAUGUGGGAAGAAGACGUCAUCCCAUUAGUAGAAACAGUACUGGAACCAUGGAAUUUCAAUCUUAAAGUUAGUGGAUGUGGAACUGUGACAAUGCCCGAUGGUUCCAAUGUUCGAAAAGCUGUUGUUACUAUUUUACAUAAGUUGCAAAAACGAUUAAUGGAAGUGGAUGAAGGUGAUACACAAAGUAUUCAGAACAUUAUCAACAUUUACAAUAUAAUUUUGUUCAACAAAACACGUGGUCAAGAUUUUGAGUUUCAUUGGAAAAGUUUUCAUAUGACGAAAAAACUGUUAGAAGAUCGUUUACAUCAAAAAAAACUUCAUUUGCGUCAUUUGUUAAUUGAUAGGGUGAUGUUGCAACAAGAAUUUCGAAUUGAAAGCAGAAACUGUUCGUUUACGGAGACACACCGAAUGUUAAUGUUGGAUCUUUUCGAGUUGAGCACGUCUAGAUACAGUGAAGUGAGGGUGGCAGCUCAAGCUAAAUUAUUCUCAAUAGUUUCUUAUUUCCCUUAUUCGUAUUCAGUACUAACUGAAAAAAUAACGGAAAUUCUCCAAAUGGAUUCAGAAAAAAAUCACGAAAAAUUUAAAGGUUGUUUGUAUAUAUUAUUGGGGCCUAAAGGUUCUCCAAUAGUUGCCAGACAUGAUUGGAAGUUUAUCGAACAAUUAUGGCCCCUCAUCAUUAGGUCCAUGCCAUCGGAGAAACCGUCUAUUAUUAAUUUGAUAAUGGCGUUAGGUGAAGCUGUCGAUAAAUUUUUUCCAACAAUUGCUAUUAAUUUAGUAAUACCAGAAAGUGCGAUAAAAUUAACUUACGAUUUGGCUAAUAAUGAACCAGUGUGUGACAUGAAUCAAUUUGAUCAAUUAGAGGCAAAUGGUAGAGAAUAUAUCAAAAGAAGAAGUGAAGAGAGAAGAGCUGCUUAUAAUGGAACAUUAAAUGCCUUAAUGGACUCUCUUGAAUCAGGAAGUUUACAUUGGCGAUACCAUCAAAUGGCUAUCAAUUUUAUCAAGGAUCUUGUCCACAGAGAUGUGAAAUAUAGUCCAAGGAUAGUGAAAUUUUUCCUAAAAUCAUGUAUAGACGAUUCAUUAUUAGUUAGAAAAACUUCUUUAAAAAUUCUCGUUUACAUUUUGGUUCAGAACAAAUCGAUAUAUACAAAAAUUGAAAUAGAUCCGUUUUCAUUUGUCAAACAAACUGUGAUUAACAGAAAAGUUAGGCCUGGUAUACGACAAGAAAACCAGUGGUUAAUGUAUAGCAGUGAGAAUAUCCCAAAAAAUUCUAAAGACUGGAAUGAACCAAGGUAUGUUCAUGAUCAAUACACAGGAUACUACAGCUGGCCGAAAUCUUUGGAAGUAUAUGAUUCUUCUUCAAAACAAGAAACUGCUGCUAAAAGACUGAAUAAUUUAACGGAAAUAGAAAAAGAUAUCUUAGAAUUUUAUACGAACGAAGAAAAUUUAGAAAAACUCAUUAAAUUUUUAUCUUUGGAGGAAAGAAAAGGCCGGGAUCAAUUCAACGCCUAUAGAUUUUUUGCAUUUAAGAACUUAUUUAAAAUGUUUGAAGACGUAUUAUUACCUUAUUUUUUACCCCAUUUGAAGAGACUAGUUGAAGAUAAACUAGAAUCUAGCCAAAGAUGUGCGGCAGAAAUUAUAAGCGGUAUAAUACGAGGAUCAAAACAUUGGGAGUACGAAAAAGUAAAAAAUCUCUGGUCUACACUCCUGCCUUUACUAGAGAGGGCGAUAGUCAAUAUUUCAACUGAAACACAAACCGACUGGGCUUUGUGUAUUACAAUGGGACUCGAAUCUCGAGAUCCAAACAGACAUCAUUGGCUGAUUGAGUAUUUUCUACAGGAUCCACUAAAAGAUCCCACAAUUUUAGUAGCUUGUACCCGUCUGCAUUUACUAUUUGUGGCCAUAAGUCAACAAUCAUGGCGAAAUACAGAAAUAUCUGGUCGACUUCUGGAGUAUCUUCAACCGCAUCUAGCUCAUCAGUUCAAAAAUAUUCGUGAACGGAUAUCAGCUUUAUUAGCCGUUACUUUUAGCAAUGUGGGGCAAGGCGUUGAUGAUGGAACUGGAGAUGGCUACUCAAAAAUGAAGAAGUUUUUUGAGAUGGUUUCGCCAAAACUGAAAUGUUUAUUAGAUAUGUCUUUAGCAAAAAUAGAUGAAGAAAAUAAAGACACUGCGUUAGAAACUGAUAGCAAAAAUGAAGAAAAAGAGUCUCUGAUUAGGUUAUUUAAAGUAGUUUCUAAAUUCGUGAUGACAUACAUGGUUCGAAUGAACUACUUUGCGCGAAAGGAAUUCCUCGAACUAAUACCUUUAGCUGCGUUAUUUCAAAAUAACGAAGCUGAUGAGGAGCUGGCAACAUUGUCGACUAAUUUAUUAGUGGUAUUGUCAGAAACAGGUACUUCUCCCAAGCACAUUCCGGAUGCUAUAGAUGUCAUUAAGAGAGUUGCCAGAUGCCCGUCAUGGUCAGCCAGGGCAAUAAUUGCAGAAUUUUUACCCAUUUAUACGUUUUACAACAUGGCCGCUAUUAAUUCAAGAAGGGAGUGGGUUUUGGAAAUACAAUCUAUAGUACUGGAAUUAUUGGAAGAUCCUCGACAUGAGGUUAGAAUUCAAGCUGCUAAAGAUUUGAGUGGUUUAUUACACUGCCAGUUCAUUCCAGAACCAAGUGAAUUAUUGACUCAGUUCAAACAAAAAGCCAAAACUAAAUAUAAGAAAAAAGAUGCUGCAGCUUCAACAAGUAAUAAUAUAAAAACCAAGCAUGCCGCAGUUCUUGGAUUAUGUGCCUUUAUAGAAUCCCAUCCUUACGACGUACCUGAUGAUUUACCAGAAAUUUUUCAACAUCUUAGGCCCCAUCUUAGUGAUCCACAACCCAUUCCUGCAACAAUCCGUAAGACUUUAGGAGAUUUUAAACGAACUCAUCACAAUAAUUGGGAAACGCAUAAACUUAAAUUUACAGAAGAAGAGCUUUGUCUACUAAGCGAUCUAACAGUGCCCCCAAGUUAUUAUGUAUAGCAAUAUUAAUUUUUUGAGAAACCAAUUUAAUUCAAUUUUGUGAUAUAGUGAGGAAGAAAAGGUAGAUAUUCAUGUUGUAAGUACGUCAUGCUACAGAAAAACCAACGACAAACUAUUUUAAUAAAAUAUAUUGUUUAUAAUAUCACUAUUACUAAUAUUAGUGUCUAAAAAAUAUACCAGGUUUUAUUACUGAAACAAUAACAGUGUUUUAGAAAUUAACUGAACUAUCGAAGAUAGUGUGCGUUCAUUGGGGAUGGAAUCUUUUCUUAUUAAAAUUUAGAUUAGAUUGCUUUUCACCCUCCAGCUCAAAAAUUAUAUACGAUAUAAAAUAAUAUGGGAAAAUAUUAAAGGAACUGAAAAUAAUCACAUAAAUGAAUAGUAGAGACUCAAUUAAUCAGACUAAUAGUUGUCAUUCUGCAUUCGGACAAUCAAAUGAAUUGAGAAACGCGAUUUUUUUAUGUACUUUGCAUAAUGAGGCUAGAUAAUCAUUAAAAACAACAAUUAUUUGAAAAAAAUUAUGUAAGUGAUACAAAUAUAUAAUAAUUGACAAAAAACAAUCAAUAUUUCAUGCUAAGCAAAUGAUUUGGAACGUAACGGUCAUAAUAAUAUUUAUUGGUAUUGCUUAAGAAUAGAAAUAAAAGUUUAGUUGACUACACAACUUACUUGUGACACAUCCAAUUAAAUAAUGUAAUGAAAAUCGGUACCUAAACAUACUAUACUGUUCACUGUAACCACUACUCCAACACUCACAAUUACAUUGUCUGAUCUCCCUCUUUCGAUAACCAAGUCUUCAGAGACGGAGUACCUUUGAUCUGUGAACUGAUGUAGUGGUAGUAAGUAUUAUGUUAUUCAUUAAGAAUAUCAUUAAUAGUUCCACACAUUCCAACCUUGUUUAAACAAAAUUUGCAUUCAAAUUGGAUAAACACAUUUUUCUGUAGGGUGGCAGAAAUCGACAUGACACCUGAUUUAACUUUUUUAUCGGUGACGGCUCGUUGAAUCAUGGAUUAAUCAUAAUUGUAGAUACUGGUGUACUUGUAGUCUUAUAAGAAAUUGGUUUAUUAUGAGUUUUAUCCAUGGUAUAAGUACACUCAUUGCCUUUAGUUCGAAGUUUUUCAAUAAUUUUACAAUAUUACAAAGUAUAUUCGCGUACUAUUAAAUUACCAACUGACUCCAAUUAUCUACUAAGAGUGGUAGAGUACAGGGUAAAUUGAAAGCUUUCUUAUAAGUCAUUGUUGUUUACAAAUGAUUAUUGAGCUGUUAAAAAUAUUGAAUUUGUCCUUGGAUAAGACUAAUUUAAGUUUAAAAAGUCAAGUAUGUUUCGGAAAUUUUUCAAAAAAAUCUAUUUUUCUGUAAAGUGUCUUCUAGUGGCAAAUAUUGAAAGUUAUUGGGAAAAAUUGUUAAGAAUUAGCAUAUACUAAAUUUCGAUAUCAAUUGUGUAAUUUUUAUUAUAGAAAAAAUUAAUGCUUGGCUCAUUACUAUUGGCUUAAUGCUGAUUAGUGAUCAUGAAUGAGUUUAAAAUCACAGAUUGAAUUUUAGGGUUUACUGAUCCUCUUCCUAUAUCUGCGUUUUUCGGAAUUAUCCAAAAGGUUGUUCUCUUGUUUUACAACUUUACGUUCUAGCAGUUCUUUUGGAAAAUUUGUUUACUUUCUAAUCAAAUGACACUUUUAUUUGAAAUCAUAUUUUUAUAAAGCAAUAUAUUAAUGAUAUAUUUUAAAUAUAUAACUUUUUGUUUUUGUUGUGUAUUUUACCUAACUAUUUUUAGUAAAAUUAUUAUCUUCUAAAAUAAUCCCUGAGUUUUUGAUCGUUUGCAAAAUACCUUUUGUUUUUGCACUAAUGUUUUUUAGAAGCAAAGAUUUGUGAAAAUAAAUGCGUAAAGUCAUACUUGAAACACAUUCACUAGAAUUCAUCCAGUUUUUUGCAACGUUUAAAUCAAAGGCGGAAUAUUCACAGAUAUUUUUGAAAUAGUCUGCAAUUCCAAAAACACAAAUGUGUUAACAUUCAGCAUUAUAUGUAAUGUGGUACAUUCAGAGAUAUUAAAUAUAAUAAUUGACAACGCCAAACACACCAAAGUGACACAUUUAGAUAUUUUGAAUAAUUGUUGCAAACACAUUCAGUUGUCUAUUUUCUCAUAUACUUCUUUAGAAAUAUAUCCAAGAAAAGAAAUUUGAUUAUUUAUCAAAUAUUUGGAAAUUAUUUUAUCGGUUCCAUCGCACAUAACGAGCCCUCACUGGUUGAAUGACGAAUUUCAAAGAAAAAACUUGUUCAAGUAUAUUUUUACCUCUGUUUUGUGUUUGAUUAGUAAAUUAAGAUCUAAUAUAAUUUCACUUUUUUUAAAAUUAUUUUAUUACUGUUUGUUCAUCAUAGUAUUUUUCUGUUUUAAAAGGUUAAGGUUCUUUAUUAUAAUAGCAAACAAAAAUGUAGUUAUAUUGCAAUGUUUUAAUAAAAAGUUUUUUAAUCCA
Molecule: messenger RNA, 8137 nt
Organism: Diorhabda carinulata
Lineage: Eukaryota; Metazoa; Arthropoda; Insecta; Coleoptera; Chrysomelidae
Product: proteasome activator complex subunit 4-like
Exons: 24
Coding region: 210-5678 (1822 amino acids)
Biological process (GO): proteasomal ubiquitin-independent protein catabolic process
Cellular component (GO): nucleus; cytosol
Molecular function (GO): peptidase activator activity; proteasome binding
Source: RefSeq, a predicted model, not a curated record